Micropterus dolomieu (smallmouth bass) is the source of this 1368-nucleotide messenger RNA. Its product is annotated as isoaspartyl peptidase/L-asparaginase. NCBI's taxonomy places the organism in Eukaryota, Metazoa, Chordata, Actinopteri, Centrarchiformes, Centrarchidae. The transcript is spliced from 7 exons. Bases 130 to 1062 code for a protein of 310 amino acids. The record is from RefSeq and is a predicted model, not a curated record. Gene Ontology annotation, molecular function: asparaginase activity.
UGAGACUUGACGCUAGAGUUCAGGCGCUAGGUCGGGAUGAAUGGGAGCAAAACGCUUCCAAAUCCCACGAAAUCACGUGACCACGGCGGAGGGUUUCUCCCCGCGUGAAGACUGGCAAGGAAUUUAAAGAUGUCAGCAGUGGUAGUCGUGCAUGGUGGGGCGUGGGCCAUACCAGAUGAACUGGCCAAGGCCUCUGUUGAUGGAGUAAAAGUUGCAGCAAGGGAAGGGUUUUCAGUGCUGAAAAGAGGAGGAAGUGCACUGGAUGCUGUUGAGGCCGCUGUGAGGGCUAUGGAAGAUAACACUGUGUUUAAUGCAGGGCACGGAGCAGCACUAAAUGCUGAUGGAGAAGUGGAGCUGGAUGCCGUUAUCAUGGAUGGAAGGACACUUGGUAGUGGUGCGGUGUCUUCAGUGAAGAACAUUGCCAACCCUGUGUCACUGGCACGGGCAGUGAUGGAAAAGACUGCCCACAUCAUGUUGACAAGCAGAGGUGCAAACUUGUUUGCAGAAAGCAUUGGCAUGGUCACAGUUCCCACUGACUCACUGGUGACUGAGUAUGAGAGGAGAGAAUGGGAGAAGCACAAGAAUUAUGAUACUGGAGUAAUGGAAGAUUUCAACACUCAGUGGGCCCAUGAUACUGUUGGGGCAGUUUCUGUGGACUGUGCUGGUAAUGUUGCAUGUGCAACAUCAACUGGAGGGAUCAGAAAUAAAAUGGUUGGCAGAGUAGGAGACUCUCCGAUCAUUGGCUCUGGAGGAUAUGCGGACAACUUCAGUGGUGCAGUGUCUUGUACCGGUCAUGGAGAGUCUAUUCUUAAAGUCACAUUGGCCAGACUCAUUCUUUCACAUAUUGAACAAGGUAAAUCAGCAGCAGAUUCUUCACAGUUGUCUUUGCAGUACAUGGCAGACCGUGUGCGUGGUGCAGGAGGCGCUAUUGUAGUUUCUCCAUCAGGACAGUGGGCAGCCACAUUUACCACAGAGCGAAUGGCCUGGGCAGCAGUGGAUCGUGAUGUUCUGUGGUAUGGAUUAGACCCAAAUGAAAGAUUUAAACAGCAGUUAUCCCAAUAAUCAUUUUGGCAGUUUUUAUCCUGAUUAGUCAUAGUAUUGAGCCAUAUAAUAGUGUUUUCUACCAGUUCACUAUGGUUUGGAUCACUUGCUCUGUCUUGGUGGACAUUUAGUACUGUUUCUAUCCAAAUCAAAUGAGUAGCAUUUUCAUCUUUAUAAUCUGCAAUGUCAGAGCUACGUAUUUCGACACGUAUGUACAGUGAAACAAACUGUAAAAGAUGGAGAAGGUGGAUAUUAGAGUACACAAGUCUCAAGAUCGGUUAUUUGAGCACUAGUCCAUAAAUUGAUAAGUUUUUCUUAUCCCUUGAA